Molecule: messenger RNA, 5082 nt
Organism: Oryctolagus cuniculus (rabbit)
Lineage: Eukaryota; Metazoa; Chordata; Mammalia; Lagomorpha; Leporidae
Gene: SYT13
Product: synaptotagmin 13
Biological process (GO): synaptic vesicle endocytosis; calcium ion-regulated exocytosis of neurotransmitter
Cellular component (GO): plasma membrane; exocytic vesicle; synaptic vesicle membrane
Molecular function (GO): phosphatidylserine binding; clathrin binding; calcium-dependent phospholipid binding
Source: RefSeq, a predicted model, not a curated record
CGCUCCUUCCCCCGCCUCUCUGGCGGCGGGAGAGUCGCGCUCACUCGGAUCCCGCAGCUGCCUGGCGGCGGGCGGCGGGCCCUGCCGGGGCAGGUGCGCGGCUGCAGGACCGAGCCCCGCGGGCAGCCGGCACCAUGGUGCUUUCGGUGCCGGUGAUUGCGCUGGGCGCCACGCUGGGCACCGCCACUAGCAUCCUCGCGCUGUGCGGGGUUACCUGCCUGUGCAGGCACUUGCACCCCAAGAAGGGGCUGUUGUCGCGGGACCGGGACCCCGACCCCGAGAAGGCAAAGCCGGGAGUGCUCAGACCAGUCCAACAGUUCAACGUGAAAAAGUCCACGGAGCCUGUCCAGCCUCGAGCCCUCCUCAAGUUCCCAGACAUCUAUGGCCCCAGGCCAAAUGUGACCGCUCCAGAGGUCAUCAACUAUGCUGACUACACGCUGAGGACCACGGAGGAGCCGGCUGCACCUGCCAGCCCCCAGGCCCCGCACGACAGCCGUCUCAAGCGGCAGGUCACGGAGGAGCUGUUCAUCCUUCCCCAGAAUGGCGUGGUGGAGGACGUGUGCGUCACGGAGACCUGGAACCCGGAGAAGGCGGCCAGCUGGAACCAAGCCCCCAAACUCCACUACUGCCUGGACUACGACCGGCAGAAGGCCGAGCUGUUCGUGACGCGCCUGGAAGCAGUGACCAGCGACCACGACGGAGGCUGUGACUGCUACGUCCAGGGCAGUGUGGCCAACAGGACGGGCUCCGUGGAGGCCCAGACGGCCCUGAAGAAGCGCCAGCUGCACACCACGUGGGAGGAGGGCCUGGCGCUCCCGCUGGUGGAGGAGGAGCUCCCCACAGCCACCCUGACGCUGACGCUCAGGACCUGCGACCGCUUCUCCCGCCACAGCGUGGCUGGGGAGCUCCGCCUGGGCCUGGACGGGGCGUCCGUGCCUCUAGGGGCCGCCCAGUGGGGCGAGCUGAAGACUUCCACCAAGGAGUCGUCUGCAGGGGGCGGAGAGAUUCUUCUGUCCAUCAGCUACCUCCCAGCUGCCAACCGCCUCCUGGUGGUGCUGAUCAAAGCCAAGAACCUGCACUCUCACCAGUCCAAGGAGCUCCUGGGGAAGGAUGUCUCAGUCAAGGUGACUUUGAAGCACCAGGCUCAGAAGCUGAAGAAGAAGCAGACGAAACGGGCCAAGCACAAGAUCAACCCCGUAUGGAACGAGAUGAUCAUGUUUGAGCUGCCGGAUGACCUGCUGCGGGCCUCCAGCGUGGAGCUGGCGGUGCUGGGCCAGGACGAGGAGGGGCAGAGCUGUGCGCUCGGCCACUGCAGCCUGGGCCUGCACGCCUCGGGCUCCGAGCGCAGCCACUGGGAGGAGAUGCUCAAAAACCCACGCCGGCAGAUUGCCAUGUGGCACCAGCUGCACCUGUAGCCGGCCACCCGCCCGCCUCCCAGCUCCGGCACCACCCCAUCCUCUGCAGUCUCCUGUCUGUCUGUGCCCCUUCCUCAUUCUGACACCCAGAAGACAGAGACAGGGACAGGCAAAGGCCAGGGCCUGACUCCCCAGGCGUCCCAUUCCCGCCUCUAAAACAGAAGCCUGGCAGGGUUGGAGGGUGCAGCCAGGAUGUCAGGGGUGUCCCUGAGAAAGGCACUGAACAGGUGUUGCAGGUGGGUGGCAGCCAGGUGCGGGGAAAGCUUCAAUUGUGGAGUCACGGGUGCAAGGGGGAAAGAGGGGUUUAAAAAUGAAGCAUUCCCAAAGCGACGUGGGACUAAGUCUCCUGGGCCAGCUCCCACAAGUUGAGGUUGUCUGGGUGGGGUGGGAAACCUUAGCCAGCGCUCUAUCAAGCUCCAAACAGUCAGACCAGCCAUUCUCAAGCUCCAGUGUGGAGAGGACCACCAGCAGCUCCCGAGGCCCCACCCCACCCCCGAGCAGGCGUGCCACGUGAGCAUACCUGCUCCGAGCCCAGGAGCCCACGUGUUUUAGCAAGCACCGGGUGGUUCCGAUGCAGAGGUAGAAGCGCCGCACGUGGAGAAUCCUUUCCCCCACAUUCUAGCAAGGUUUCCAGCCGCACGCCUUGCCGAGGCUCCAGCACCACAUGGCGGCCCCAGUCCCAGCGCUGGACACUUUGACCAUCAUCAGUGUGAAAUGUGCAGCUUAAAAAUGUAGUUAUCUUCAUUCUUCAGAUUUUAACUCGGGUUUUGAGAUUCUGCUCUGGGACCAGAUGUUGUGCUUUUUAUUGAAGAACUGUAUGGUGUUUUUUUUUUUUUAAGAUUUAUUCAUUUAUUUGUAAGGCAGAGUUACAGAGAGGCAGAGGCAGAGAGAGAAAGAAAGAGAGAGAGAGAGAGAGGUCUUCCAUCCACUUCUUCACUCCCCAAAUGGCUGCAACAACUGGAGCUGCGCUGAUCCGAAGCCAGGAGCCAGGAGUUUCUUCCAGGUCUCCCACGUGGGUGCAGGGGCCCAAGGACUUGGGCCAUCUUCUACUGCUUUCCCAAGCCACAGCAGAGAGCUGGAUUGGAAGUGGAGCAGCCGGGACUCGAACCAACACCCAUAUGGGAUGCCGGUGCUGCAGGCAGUGGCUUUACCCACUACAACACAGUGCUGGCCCCAGAACUUUAUGGUUUUAUCUCAAAAUCAGUCUGCUCAUCUUGGGAAGACCGUGUCUGAUGAAGACCCUCACUGAUGGCUGGGUUGGAUUCUGAGUGCCCAGUGUCAAGGCCACCAGCACCGCCACGGGACCCUCUGAGACAGACCUGCCCGCCCCUCUCUGCCUUCCAGCCACUUCAGAAGGAAACUUCAUGAUCAGCUCAGCCCGUUGCGUCUGGCUACAGGAAAACGGCCAUGGGAGAGAGCCUUCCAUAGGAAACGAGGGCUCUGGUAGCCACGCCUGGCUCCCUCAGCGUUCACGACUCACUAGUUUAAUCAUUGAAAAGAGACAGCUUGGUUUUGAAUUCCUACUUUGUUAUUCCCAGUAGAUGUGCACGCCGUUGAUUAACUCUGUCAUGAGCCUCAUGAAGUGGAGAACACUCCGCUAGGAGCCAGGAUUCCUGGGCCGGUGCCCGUCAGAGCCUCGGCGUGGGGUGUGCGGGACAGGACCAGUGACGCGGUUGCUGUCCCUGAAUGGUGAGGUAGAUGAUAUAGAGCGGUAAGUGCUCCCUGGCUAAGGACAAGCCCUGAGUCCACUUGCCGGUCAUCUUUAAGAUGGCCUAGUGUCUUGAACUUCAAGUUGGCAAUUGAGAAUGCCCAGAAAGUGCCAGAACCUUCUAGAUACUUCCAGGAGACAGAUUCUGCAUUUGGACCUUUGGAUGCAAAGUGGCUUCCGAAAGUUCCUGGAAAAAGGAAAUCAAAGAUAAUGAGAAUUUGCCGCAGACUCUUAGACGCCUCCUGCACUGUUCUCCAAACUCCGGCCCUACAGAUGCCAGCUCAGGCCCCCGGUCUAAGAAGGCGUUCCUGAGUCAGGCCAUCCCUGGCUUCCCCCUGAGAAUCUGGGGCAGAGCUGAGCCCCGCUGGCCAUCAUUUUUCCUUCGUGCACAGAAAGAGGAGAGCUUUAGAAAUAAUGCCGACCCCCUGUCUGGAGAAACAGGGAAAAAACAUUCCAUCUCUCCAUCGGGGAAACUCUUUGGGUGCCCGGAAGGGCCCUUGCCGGUUUCUUCUUUCCCUUCCUUCCGGGGCGAAGCUCUUGGUGGUGGCUUCUUAGAACGUGUUUCAGAGACUCCUUGCCUUCUUUGUGGCCAGGAUGGCACAGAGAGGGUAACCAUUUCCUGGGCGAGGCGACCAGCAUUCUUUCCUUGGUAACAGCUGCUGCUCCAGUCUGGAAGAGCUUGGAUUCCAGACCUAAAACCCCCAGAAUUUAAGUAUUCAGCCAGAACCCCUGUCCUGCUUCCUUCUACACCUGUGCACCUGCCUUCCGGCCCCAUGGAAGGACAUCUGUGGGAAGCUUGGGCGGGGCCCUCGAUCCCAGGGUGUCCACCCCAUCUGGUCCUUCCAUCACAAGGCAAUCAUUUCUUUGGAUCUCAAAGUUUCCAUCUUCCAGAAUCCAAAGGAAGGUUUUCCCCUGACAGGAGCCAAUGCCUGGCUUGCCAGCCAGCAUCUCACGCUGCAAGGACCGAUAGAAGUGGAUGCGUUUUGCAGGGAGUUUGGGUCCACAUUCACUGGUGUGUUCCAAGUUUCUAGGAUGGCCCUGUCUCUUGAGUACUCAAUAAAUAUUUGUUGAAUGAAUCAGUGAUGGAUGGGGGCAGGGGAGAGAAGACGAUAGAUUUCAAAGCAUAGAAACGUUAGCCGGGUGCUCAAUGCUAGACCCCAGACAUCAUAGAGAUUGGGCUAGAAGUGCGUGACAACGAGUCUCACUGUUUGUCUAAUGCAACCACAGCUCUCGCUGCAAAUGUAGUGAGAGAAAAGAAGAGAGAAUUGCUGGGCUUCUCCUCCGAAACUCCGUCUUGGUGGAUCUGAAAUUACCCAGAGAUGCUCACAUUGCCAAACGCAAAACUUCAGUCACAUGUCCCAGACACACUGGCCAUUUGCUAGCCAUUGAGAGUGGUUGGGCCGGUGGGACGACCUCUGAUCACUGUGGGAAGGGGCGCCUUGCUCUUGGCCAGGGAGGAGCACGAAGCAGAGGUGAUGGCAGGGUGGGAGACCGUCCCAGCUGGGCGUUGUCCCGCAGGCAACCUGGUCCCUUAUAGACAUGAACACAGGAAUUCAUUCACCCCCCCGUGCCUCUGCCUCCUGCCUCCAGUCAGCACGUGCGCCAUGGAGCCCUGGAACCAGCAUUUCCAUCGGAGGUGUGACCCUGGAUUGAGGGGCAAGUCUCCCCCAGGGAAGGGAGGCGGGGUGAGCGGGCAGGGAGAGCCAGCAUUCAGUCCACUCCUGGAGGGUGGACAGGGGUCCUGGGCGGAAGGUGGCUGUGGCCACCCCCUCCCCACCCCCGGGAAGAGAGACCCAGUCCUUGUGAUUUGUUCCUUGUUGUCAAGUGCUAAGUGUGUGCGUGUUUUUUCAGUCAUGAACCGAAGCACAAAAAGACGCAUGAGACACUGUCGUCGCCAUCCGGUGUCACAUUUGGGAGUAAAAACCUUGCAGUAGCAAAUAAAUAACUUCCACAGGGUCA